This is a messenger RNA of Lytechinus variegatus (green sea urchin), 1564 nucleotides long. Its product is annotated as ubiquitin-conjugating enzyme E2 D1-like. Gene Ontology annotation, cellular component: nucleus. The transcript has 5 exons. Gene Ontology annotation, molecular function: ubiquitin conjugating enzyme activity. The record is from RefSeq and is a predicted model, not a curated record. NCBI's taxonomy places the organism in Eukaryota, Metazoa, Echinodermata, Echinoidea, Temnopleuroida, Toxopneustidae. Bases 175 to 621 code for a protein of 148 amino acids. Gene Ontology annotation, biological process: ubiquitin-dependent protein catabolic process; protein polyubiquitination.
AGCUAGAGAUGCAAUGCAAUUGCAUUGCACGUAAAAUACGCAAACAACAAACAAAUAGACAACGAAAAGGCGAAUGAGUAACGAUUCCAUGAUCAAGUUUCACUAGAUUCUGGGCAGUUGGUGCCUUUAUUUACGUUUUUACAAUCUUUAGAACCUGUUUACUGUAUAGUCGCAAUGGCAUUAAAAAGAAUAGCAAAGGAACUUCAUGAUUUUCAAAAGGACCCGCCUGCAUCAUGUUCUGCUGGCCCAGUGAAUGAUGAUUUAUUUACUUGGCAGGCAACAAUCAUGGGACCAUCAAACAGUGCAUACGAGAGUGGUAUAUUUUUUCUAAAUAUCCACUUUCCAUCAGACUAUCCCUUCAAACCACCAAGAGUAGCAUUUACAACAAAAAUCUACCAUCCAAAUAUAAACAGCAACGGAAGCAUUUGUCUGGAUAUCCUUCGAUCACAAUGGUCACCGGCUCUCACCAUCUCAAAAGUUCUCCUGUCAAUUUGUUCUCUGCUGACGGACCCCAACCCAGACGAUCCGCUCGUACCCGACAUCGCUCGCAUCUACAAGACGGACAAGAAUAAAUAUAACAAAACCGCCAGAGAAUGGACAAACAAAUUUGCAAUGUGCUAAUCGUCGCGUGGAAUGGAGGGGAAUCUCCGUUUUAAAAUAUGCCUGGGCUCUGUAAUGUAAAGCUUGGCGAUUGACCGUGGGAUCUGAUUUCUAUGAUCAAUUGCAUCAGUUAGUGUGUGUUAUCAAUCGUAUAAAUCAUCCCUAAGGUCAAUGGCCAAGCAUCGUUUAGCGGGGCCUUGAUCAGCUCGGCAGGCUUUCUGAAAUCUACUUGCCCAUCAAAGGAUCCGAUGCCCAAUCUGGUGGCCCUGUAGCCCUGUUCCCUUGAUUUUCUUCGUAUGCCGGUCUUGUAAUGUUCGGAUUUCUAUUCCCAGUUUGCCUAUUAUAUGCAAUACCAUAAUCACAAUCCUUUUUUCCCGUCAAGUUUGUCGACUCUCGACAAGGUUUUUAAAAAUCACUAGGAGUUUUGUUUUUGUGUCUUCAGUAGAAAUAUGGAGAAGAAUUGCAUUUAGAGGGUUAUUCUGUGCUAUGUAAAAUAAUGUUAGGAUCAUUAAUCUCUCUGGAUGAUGCUUCAAAUUGGCAAUGGUGAUAUAGUUUCCUUGGUAACUAAAAGCCAAUUUGAAACAAAAAGUUUUUAAUUUGUCGCUGUGUUGCCAAUUUGAGGAUUUAUUACUUAUAAUUAUCUUCAAAAAAUGCGGAAACAGAUAUAAGUCAUUGCAAAAAUCAAGACUGUAUACUAUACAUUCAAGAGUAUUUCUGUUUAAGGUAUCUGAUACAUUGAAAGGUUUCAAAAAAUUUGAAACUUUUGUGCUAGAUACAUAGGCUUUUAUAUAUAUAUUUAUCACGAGAAAUCUUACCGUGAGGUGAAGAACUCACCCUGAUAUCAAGUUUGUUUUAUGAGCAGAAAAAUUUCAUGUAGAUAUUUAUGAUGGUGCCGGAAAUUCAGGAAGAAUGUAAAAAUCAUGAAGUUUUUAUUUUGUGUUGUCAAAUGCGAGCAGCUCCCCCA